AUGUCUGCUUCCAUUCUUUUCACUGCCGCCCUGCUCGGCGUGGCUCAGGCCUACACCGUCAUCAGCGCCCCCGGCCCCUUUAUGCUCAAGAACAUCGACCCCAUAGUCUUCCCUGACCAAACCCCCAACGAUCUGUCCGUCUACUGGAUUCCCACGCCUCUCUUCACCAAGGAUGGCGGCAAGACGUACGAGCCCAUCCCUGUCGCCCGCUUCAGCGCCUACUACAACCUCGGCGAGGCGCCCGCGGAGGUGGCCAUCCCACAGAAUCUGAAAAUGGUCGCCGGCGACGCCCAGGCCAAGACCAAGGCUCAGGUGCCCGCCGACUCCAAGGCCGAGUGGUUCUGCGAGGGCGGCGGUGGCGGUGCCCUUGACGCCAACGGCUUCCCCAGCGCGACCUGCGGCACUCACCUCCAACAGCUUCUCUACUUCCCGAGUUGUGUCAAUGAGGCGACUCUCGAGACGGCCUACAAGUCCCGCACUCACGGCACCCCGAACUGGUGCCCCAAGGGCAUGAAGACAAUGCCUCAGCUUCGCUUCAGCAUCCGCUACAACCUCCGCAAGGUCCUCCCCCAACGGCUGGUCCGGCGGCCGCCGCCCCCUUCAAGCUCUCCUGCGGGCCCCGCUUGGUGCUCCCACGGCGACUUCAUCAACGGCUGGACCGAGGACUCGGCCCGCGCCAUGGUCCCCACCACCUCCUCCAAGCGCGACUUCUUCGGCGUCAAUGGCUCCCGCGGCGCCUACAAGGCCGGCGCCCAGUGCAAGGCCAUCGACGCCGACCCAACACGCGGCACUAGCGACUACGCCAAGAGCGUGGUCGUCAUGGGCAAGCGCAGCGUCGAUUCGGCCGGCUGGCAGUCGCGGUCCCGCCUCGUGCGGUCCGAGUAA
Verticillium alfalfae VaMs.102 is the source of this 885-nucleotide messenger RNA. RefSeq lists its product as hypothetical. Bases 1 to 885 code for a protein of 294 amino acids. NCBI's taxonomy places the organism in Eukaryota, Fungi, Ascomycota, Sordariomycetes, Glomerellales, Plectosphaerellaceae. The transcript has 2 exons. The record is from RefSeq and is a predicted model, not a curated record.